Messenger RNA from Alexandromys fortis (reed vole), 2604 nucleotides. It is a transcript of the gene Pdgfrl, whose product is annotated as platelet derived growth factor receptor like. Bases 414 to 1541 code for a protein of 375 amino acids. The record is from RefSeq and is a predicted model, not a curated record. Lineage: Eukaryota; Metazoa; Chordata; Mammalia; Rodentia; Cricetidae. The transcript has 7 exons.
AUAUGCCUUUGUGCCCUUAUAUGAUGUGGGAGUGUCAUAUAUCAAUCUGUUGAUUUCAUUGGUUAAGUUAUAAUAAACCAGCUGCUUGGCCUCAUGGCUGGAACAUAGAUGGGAGGAGUAAACAGAAUAGAAUUCUGGGCGGAAGAGGAAGUGAGGUCAGACUCUGCUCUGCUCCCAGAGAGACCCGACAGCUCUGCUGGAGCAGAGACGCCAUGCUCAGCUCUCCCAGGCAGCUGCAACCCACGAUGGACUUAGGCUAGAAUCUUUCCGCUGUGCUCCCCCUGAUGAAACUGAAUCCUCCAGCUGCUGUGUCCCGGCGCCGCCUCCCUCGGCGCCCCUGCUCUGCCCUGCCCUGAGCAGCCAGCCGCGCCGCCCACAGUCCCCGACUACUCUGCAGGUCACCAGCCCUGAAGAUGAAGGUUUGGCUGCUGCUGGGACUUCUGUUGGUACACGAAGCACUGCAAGAUGUUGCUGGUCAACACCCCCCAAAGAACAAGCGUCCAAAGGAACAAGGAGAAAACAGGAUUAAACCUGCCAACAAAAAAGCCAAACCCAAGGUUCCAAAAAUAAAGGACAGGGACUCAGCUGACUCCACACCAAAGAGCCAGUCCAUCAUGAUGCAAGCAACGGACAACGGUCGCUUCCAGAAACCUGGUGCUGUGAUGAGUCUGACGGCAGGGCAAACUGUAGAGCUCCGCUGUAAAGGGAGCAGGGUGGAGUGGAGUUACCCCGCCUAUCUGGACACCUUCAAGGACUCCCGUCUCAGUGUGAAGCAGAAUGAGCGCUAUGGGCAACUGACUCUGGCCAACUCCACCUCAGCCGACACGGGUGAAUUCAGCUGCUGGGGGCAACUGUGCAACGGUUACAUCUGCCGACGAGACGAGACCAGAACAGGCUCCACCUACAUCUUCUUCACAGAGAAAGGAGAGCUGUUUGUACCUUCCACCAGUUACUUUGAUGUUGUCUACCUGAACCCGGACAGACAGGCUGUGGUUCCUUGUCGAGUUACAGUGCCAUCAGCCAAAGUCACGCUCCACAGAGAGUUUCCGGCCAAAGAAAUCCCUGCCAACGGAACAGACAUUGUUUAUGACAUGAAGAGAGGCUUUGUAUACCUUCAGCCUCAGUCUCAUCACCAGGGUGUGGUCUACUGCAAAGCUGAGGCUGGGGGCAAGUCUCAGAUCUCCGUCAAGUAUCAGCUGCUCUACGUGGAAGUUCCCAGUGGCCCUCCGUCAACAACCAUCUUGGCCUCCUCCAACAAAGUGAACGGUGGGGAUGACAUCAGCGUGCUGUGCACUGUCCUCGGGGAGCCGGAUGUUGAGGUGGAGUUCAGGUGGAUCUUUCCUGGACAGAAGGACGAAAGGCCCGUGACCAUUCAAGACACCUGGAGACUGAUCCACCGAGGACUGGGGCACACCACAAGAAUCUCCCAGAGUGUCAUCACUGUUGAAGACUUUGAGACGAUUGAUGCAGGGUAUUAUAUAUGCACAGCUCAGAAUCUCCGAGGACAGACAACAGUGGCUACCACUGUUGAGUUUUCCUGACUUGGAAAGUGAAGUACGGUCAACUGAUGGAAAGCCAUCUGUAUAUACAACAUCGGGGUGCUUUUUUUUUUUUAGAAAAAAAAAAGAGCUUUGUGGGAGGCCAGUACCAAAGGCCAACCGCUGCCUGUGGGUCAGACAGACAUCCAAAACAAACGGAAGUCAUCCGUCUAUUAAAAGAAGUGCUAACUUUCCUAGAAGAAAAGUGUAUUUUGAUUACUUUCAACCAUGUUUCUCAUUUUUAUGCCAAGAAAACAUGUCAACAACUUUGUGUAAUCAUUUCUAUUAAAUGAGCAAGACUUUAUAAAAAAAGAUAUAACCUGCUUGUUGUCUCCUUUGGCUUGUGCAUACUGAAGGGCUUGACAGCAAUCUCUGUGGUACCCGCUUGUGUUCAACCGCUUACAAGCAACAACUCGAGAUCCAAGUGCUUAGAUAUGCCACUUUAUCAAAGCUAAUGUGAGUUCAUUUAUAAAGGUAUCAAAAAUCACACGUUUUUACAUUAAAUCGCCACACCAAAAGUACGCAUUUUAAAUUUCUUAAACAAUUUAGCCUUUAACAUAACAUAGAUGAACAGAGUAAGGAAGGUUCAGCUUUGGCUAGAUCUGUCUUCAAAAGGACUUGAGACCGCAGCCGUUCCAAUUUUCUUACACCAUGCAGAAGAAAUUUGCUUCGACUAGCCAAAAUUCAGCAUUUGAAUUUCAAUAAGCUUAACCGGUAAGCUCAAGCUCUGCGCAAGUCAAUCUAAGCCCACAACAAACACUGGCACUGGGUUGGGGAGUUCUGUACACUAGCGUAGGGGCCUGUCUGAGCGGAUGAGUGUCGAGAAGGGUAUUUUUAACAUAACCUAAUGCUUUGAAGCGUGAAGUAUGUAGAGGCUGCCAUCCUUACAGUGAAUAUUUCAGCGUUAUUUAUUUGAUCAAAGAAAAAUACGCUUUCCGUCGCUACAAACUACAGUUGUUCACACAGCCUCAUUUUUACGAUGUGUCAACAGUUUUGCAUCCUACAUGAAACGUUUAAAAAAAAAAAAACCUGUCUAUUUUGUUUCCUAUCUUUUCUCGUCUUCUAC